Messenger RNA from Suncus etruscus (white-toothed pygmy shrew), 1909 nucleotides. RefSeq names its product calcium-binding mitochondrial carrier protein SCaMC-3. Gene Ontology annotation, biological process: transmembrane transport. Bases 105 to 1733 code for a protein of 542 amino acids. The record is from RefSeq and is a predicted model, not a curated record. Gene Ontology annotation, molecular function: calcium ion binding; ATP transmembrane transporter activity. The transcript has 11 exons. Lineage: Eukaryota; Metazoa; Chordata; Mammalia; Eulipotyphla; Soricidae.
CCCGGACAGCCAAGCCCCGCCGAGGCCGUCGCGCGCGGCCGGGCCUCCCCUGCCCCGACCCGGCCCGGGGGUCCCGGCCCCGGCCCCGAUCCCGGGCGGGCGCCAUGCGGGGAGGCCCGGGCGACGCGGAGCGCAGGCAGCGCUGGGGCCGCCUGUUCGAGGAGCUGGACAGCAACAAGGACGGCCGCGUGGACGUGCACGAGCUGCGCCGGGGGCUGGCCCGGCUGGGCGCGGGCGACCCGGACCGCGGGGCCCAACAGGGCAUCUCAGCUGAGGGCAGUGCGGCCGAGGUGGGGCUGGACCUGGAGGAGUUUAUCCACUACCUGCAGGAACGUGAGCAACGCCUGCUUCUCCUCUUUCACAGCCUGGAUCGCAACCAGGAUGGUCACAUUGAUGUCUCCGAGAUCCAGCAGAGCUUCAAGGCACUGGGCAUUUCCAUCACAUUGGAGCAGGCUGAGAAAAUUUUACACAGCAUGGACCGCGACGGGACGAUGACCAUCGAUUGGCAGGAGUGGAGGGACCACUUCCUGCUGCACUCCUUGGAGAACGUGGAGGACGUGCUCUACUUCUGGAAGCAUUCCACGGUGCUCGACAUCGGCGAGUGCCUGACCGUCCCCGAUGAGUUUUCGGAGCAGGAGAAGAUGACGGGCAUGUGGUGGAAGCAGCUGGUGGCGGGGGCGGUGGCAGGUGCAGUGUCCCGGACGGGCACCGCCCCGCUGGACAGGCUCAAGGUCUUUAUGCAGGUUCACGCUUCCAAAACCAACAAGCUCAACAUUGUGGGGGGCCUCCGCAGCAUGAUCCAGGAGGGGGGUGUGCGCGCCCUCUGGCGCGGAAAUGGCAUCAAUGUCCUCAAGAUCGCCCCGGAGUCCGCCAUCAAGUUCAUGGCCUACGAGCAGAUCAAGCGGGCCAUCCGCGGGCAGCAGGAGACGCUCCGAGUCCAGGAGCGCUUCGUGGCGGGUUCGCUGGCCGGUGCCACGGCCCAAACCAUCAUCUACCCCAUGGAGGUGCUGAAGACGCGGCUGACCCUCCGCCGAUCGGGCCAGUACAAAGGUUUGCUGGACUGUGCACAGCGGAUCUUGGAGCGCGAGGGGCCUCACGCCUUCUACCGCGGCUACCUGCCCAACAUGCUGGGCAUCGUGCCCUACGCGGGCAUCGACCUGGCUGUCUAUGAGACCCUGAAGAACCGGUGGCUUCAGCAGUACAGCCACGAGUCUGCCAACCCGGGCAUCCUGGUCCUGCUGGCCUGCGGCACCAUCUCCAGUACGUGUGGCCAGAUCGCCAGCUACCCGCUAGCCCUGGUCCGGACCCGCAUGCAGGCGCAAGCUUCCAUCGAGGGCGCCCCCCAGUUCUCCAUGCUGGGUCUGCUGCGGCACAUUUUGGCGCAGGAGGGCGUGCGGGGCCUCUACCGGGGCAUCGCCCCCAACUUCAUGAAGGUCAUCCCCGCCGUGAGCAUCUCCUACGUGGUCUAUGAGAACAUGAAGCAGGCACUGGGGGUCACAUCCAGGAGCACAGCGCCUCACAGCCAAGCAUCCAGCCUCCACCGUCCCCCUGCGCCCCACCCACAACCCAGAUCUGGUGUCCUCGCUCAGCACUGGAUCCCAGAUUCCGACGCACUGGUGGAUCCCAGAGUCAGAUUCCCCCACACUCCCAGCCACUGGAUCUCCAUGCUCAGCCACUGGAUUUUGGAUACUCAAGAGACCUCAGUCACCGGAUCCGGUCAAUGCAAUGUCUAGAUCCAGGGAUGUCCCUUCCCCAUGGCACUGGAUCCCCAGGUCCCCCUCACCUCGACCACUGGAUCCCCAGAUUCCUUGAUCUUAAGCCUGCUUCCAGAGCCUUCUGCUGCAUUACCAGAUCCCUACAUUUCAAUCAUCUUUCAGUCUGCCAGAUCCCAGAUGCACUGAUCAAGUGG